Molecule: messenger RNA, 417 nt
Organism: Hepatospora eriocheir
Lineage: Eukaryota; Fungi; Microsporidia; Hepatosporidae
Source: the annotation of a GenBank genome assembly
AUGAUCAAACUAGAUAAAAUGAUAACUAAACUCCCUAAAGUUAACUCUAAAAAGUUAAAGAAAUUUAAAAGUAAAUUAGAAAGACUUUUUAAAGUAAGAAAAGAACUUCUUAAUGAUUUUCAAGAGUGUUUAAAGAAACACAUUGAAGAUUAUAAUAAAUUGUGUGAGAUUGCUGAUAGAAAAAUACUUCCUAAACAAUUAAAAAAUAUUGGUGAGUCAAGGUUAGUUAUUAGAAUAAAAGAGAAACAAGAAGUAUCUUCUGAUACUUUCUGUACUUGUAAUGAUAUUGCUUAUGGUCAAAUGAUUUGUUGUGAUAAUAUUCAUUGUGAUAUUAGUUGGUAUCAUUUUAAGUGUGUUGGGUUACAUUCAAUUCCAAAUGAAGGGUGGAUAUGUCAUAACUGUAAGAAAAAUUAUUAA